AUGGGCUCUGUUCAAGACAACUUUUUGAGCAUGCCCCGCCAGCCGAAUGGCGGGUUGAAACGAUCGAGGUGUCCGAUAAACGAGGAGCAGCAGACCAUUCGUCGACCUUUCGACCUGUUUCCAAAUGACAAACUUAAUGAAGAAAGUUACGAAUCAAAACGCCCAAAAACAGUCGUGUUGAUAGAUGACAGUGAAGACGAAACCACGCACUCUCACCCCAGAAACCCUCCAGUCGAUCGCGAACAGGGAUGGGCAUCUCCAAGCACCACCUUAUCGCUGUUUAUGGGGAUACCUGAAGUCAGUCAAGUGGGUCUGACCUCUGACAAUCUUCACAAGCCAUGGGGAGAGGUUGACCAGUACAAAUUACCUGUUCCUAAUGGGCUGGUCGAUGAUGAUGAUCUUAGAAAGUUUCUUGACCGAUAUGCACUGCCUAGCUGUGCUCACGGUGUUGACCUUUCGGGCGAUGGUUCCGAAUAUUCUAAUACAGUUCCAGAGUUUGGGAGAGAAGAGAUCAUCGGUUCAAGUACGACAGCUGGCAGCCCAACUGAAGACGCUUCCAAUUCUCGAACCAAUGCAUGGUCCCAAGGGAAAGGGAAAAAGUCCCUCUGGGAAGACUACCCUUUCCAGUUGCUAGAUUGGGUUCCAUCCAAAAUUGACCAACAAGCUGCUGUGGCUACCCAUUACAUGGCCAAAGAAUUUGAAUCAGCACUCCCAGAAAUACCCGCAAGGGCUGCAAUACUCAAUAUGAACACUGCUCAUAAGAUAUUUCUACCAUUUGUGUACAAGUUAAUGAUGAAACCACUUACAAGACGCAAAAACCAGAUCUUGUGGUUCACCUUUUUCAUAUCAAAGCUACCUAAAUCUUGGAUCCUAUUUGGUUCAGAAUAUUAA
Molecule: messenger RNA, 891 nt
Organism: Puccinia triticina
Lineage: Eukaryota; Fungi; Basidiomycota; Pucciniomycetes; Pucciniales; Pucciniaceae
Exons: 2
Coding region: 1-891 (296 amino acids)
Source: RefSeq, a predicted model, not a curated record